This is a messenger RNA of Coccidioides immitis RS, 1023 nucleotides long. Its product is annotated as maleylacetoacetate isomerase. Gene Ontology annotation, biological process: L-phenylalanine catabolic process; glutathione metabolic process. Gene Ontology annotation, cellular component: cytoplasm; mitochondrion. Gene Ontology annotation, molecular function: maleylacetoacetate isomerase activity; glutathione transferase activity. The record is from RefSeq and is a predicted model, not a curated record. Bases 140 to 835 code for a protein of 231 amino acids. Lineage: Eukaryota; Fungi; Ascomycota; Eurotiomycetes; Onygenales; Onygenaceae. The transcript has a single exon.
AGCCCGCCAUUAACUGGUUAAUUAACUGACUGGCUCAUUCGAGAGUCUGUUGACGCCGCCAUCACCACCUCCUCGACCCGUCUGCAUCGACAGCCCCAACUCCCACCCUACACAGCCGAACCAACCAUUCUAGCCAACAAUGACGACUCCCAACUUCGAACUCUACGGCUACUUCCGCUCCUCCUGCUCCGGCCGCCUGCGCAUCGCCUUCCACCUCAAAUCCAUCCCCUACACUCGCCACCCCGUCAACCUCCUCAAGGGCGAACAGCACUCCGACACCUACAAGUCCCUCAAUCCAACCAACACCGUGCCCCUCCUCGUCGUCUCCAACAUCAACAACACCGUCUCCCCAUCCUCCGCCUCCUUCUCCAUCGGCCAAUCCCUCGCCGCACUCGAAUACCUCGAAGAAGCCCUCCCCACCAACGCGCGCCCGCUCCUCCCGCCCAUCUCCAACCCCGUUGCCCGCGCCCACGUCCGCACCAUCUGCAACAUCAUCGCCUGCGACGUCCAGCCCGUCACAAACCUCAAGAUCCAGAAGAAAGUCAAGGCCUUGGACGGCGACCCGACUGUGUGGUCGCGCGAUCUCGCCACGCAGGGGUUCGGUGCGGUGGAGAAGUUGCUCGAGCUCAGUGCGGGGCGAUUCUGCGUCGGUGACGAGAUCACCUUGGCCGAUGUGUGUCUAGUUCCCGCCGUGUGGGCGGCGGAGCGAGUGGGGAUGGACCUGGCCCGGUUUCCUAUCACCAAGAGGGUGUUUGAAGAGAUGCUGAAGGAGGAGGCCGUGCAGAAGGCGCAUUGGCAGAAGCAGGAGGAUACCCCGGAGGAUUUGAGGGCUUAAAUGGGCCAUCUCCUGCGUUUCUUUAUUUUCUUUUACUUCCUUUAUGAUGACGGGGAAAUUUAAAAGGGACCCCCCUCGCUCCAAUUGGAAUCGACGAUGGAUGAGUGGAUUUUCUCAUGUUCUAUAUAACGAUAUUUGCGCGAUCAACACGAGGUCUUUUGAAUCAAUAUGUAACGUUCCAUCUUUAA